Macrobrachium nipponense is the source of this 10017-nucleotide messenger RNA. Its product is annotated as zinc finger protein 865-like. Lineage: Eukaryota; Metazoa; Arthropoda; Malacostraca; Decapoda; Palaemonidae. Gene Ontology annotation, molecular function: DNA-binding transcription factor activity, RNA polymerase II-specific; protein binding. Gene Ontology annotation, cellular component: nucleus. Gene Ontology annotation, biological process: regulation of transcription by RNA polymerase II. The coding region runs from base 728 to 3682 and encodes 984 amino acids. The record is from RefSeq and is a predicted model, not a curated record. The transcript has 5 exons.
CGAGCGGCUGUACCGAGUACAAGUGUGCCGCGUGUGUUGCCUUCGAAGCCUCAUGCCGUGUGUGUCUUUUUCAGUGUUUUCGUGUUGAUGAUUACGAUGUGUCUCUGUGGCUUACCAGCCUCGAUAAUUUAACAAAAUACAGUGAAACUGCAACCUGUGAAUAAAUUAUAUAAUGUACUAUGUGAUAGAAAAGGUAAUUCUUUUAAAAUAUGUACGUAAAUAAACCAAAGAACAUUCACGAAUUAUAGUUUAAUUAUAUGUACUGUAAUUUUCGAGUGUAGCCACCCACAAGAAAAGGAUAAGAUUAAAGUGAUGGAUCCUGUGUUGAUAGAACGUUCAUUGACGAAUAUCAGCAUGUUUGUUUCAAAGCCACAACAGUUUGGUCCCUGUUUUUCCUUCCAUCGUUUGGAAGUUUCUCUUUGGUGGUAGAUCUUGAAAACUUGGUGAAUAGACAAUCGAAAGACACCGAAUAGAGCCGUCAUUGUCACCACGCUUCCUGUGUCCACUUGUGUUUUGGGACUUGUGUUUAAAGAUCACCACGGCGGCCUUGGUAGGGGAAGAGUUGGGUGUGAUUGGAAGGCAGUGGUUAAAGGACCUCGGGAGAACGGCUCCUGUCAUAGGCUGUUGGUCGGGCAGCCCCUGUGGAAGGCUGGCCCCACAGCCCCCCCAGGUAACAGCUGCCCCAUGUAGCAGUACGACGGGCGGGGAUGGCCGCACCCUUCAAAACAUGUGUCGGGACGACAUCUUCCAUCAAUACCCACACCCUGCACUGUUGAUGAUGGGAAGUGACCAGUAUUGCCUCAAGUGGAACAAUCACUGGACCAACCUGAUCCGUGUCUUCAACUCCCUUCUGCAGUCUGAAACCUUUGUAGAUGUAACGUUGGCAUGUGAGGGGCGCCACUUGAAGGCCCACCGUUUGGUGUUGUCUGCCUGUUCCCCUUACUUUAAGGAGUUGCUGGUGGCUCAUCCUGAUAAACAUCCCAUAGUCAUAUUAAAAGAUGUACGCUACUCAGAGCUCCGAACUCUCAUUGAGUUUAUAUAUAAUGGAGAGGUGUCAGUGGAACAACAUGAUCUGGCUGCACUUUUGUGCACUGCGAGAGAGCUUCAGAUAAAGGGUCUUGCAGAUAACAGAUUGCCUGGAGAUCCCUCUCCUUUACAGCCACCACUUCCACCACCACCACCACCACCACCUCCUUUUACCAGGGAUAGUGAUGAAUCCUCAAGUCAUUUUACUACUACCACCACUACAACUUCUCCAUCCACUAACACCACAAAUUCUGCUACUCCACCAGCUCAAUCCAAUACCAAGAGUAGCAGCAAAAGUCCAAAGGGACCUGUGGGGUCAGAGGAUAGACCUCCACCUCCUCUGCUAACAGCUUUACAUCCAGAUUUACCUGUAUCUGCUUCCUCUCUACUCCCAGCGUUCCGCUCAAGACCAACAUCACGUGAUUCUUCCCCGGUCCAUAAAAGACGAAGGCUGUCUACAGGUGGUAGCGAUGAGGGAUCUGAAACAUGUGAAACAAAUAAUGAUUCAGCACGACCAGACACACCAAAUGGCCACGUAUCAUCCCAAGAACAAAAUACCACUGAGCUCAUCACAGCAGUAGCAGGACCAUCUGGUCUAAGUCAAGCUGAAACUUGUAGUAGAGAGGAUGCCGACCGGCCAGUACCGUCCAUAACUAAAAUAUCCGGAGGCCAAACCACUAUAACCCCUACUGAGCCCAGAUCUUCUACUCAUUCGGAGGAAGAUAGUAAUGAUGAUCGAGGACCCAUGACAAUCCAGUCACCUGAAGUGAUCAUAGAGGAAGGGGAAGUGGGUGUUGAAACUACUGGACCCCCAUCAUCUGUACCUUCACCAACAUUAACAGCAAGUGGCUUAAGUGGUGCCAGUCUUACUCCUGCAGGUCUUGCAGGCCCUCUAACCACUGGUGGACCUCUUCCUCCACAAGUAGCAUUCCUGCAGCAAGCUUUGACCCUGGGUUAUCAUCCUUUACAGCAUUACUUUCCUCCAGGAAUUCUAGAUCAACAACAACACACUGGAGUGUCACCACCCAAAGAUUUAAUGCACUUCCUUGAUGUUAUUAAAGCGAUACCACCAGGGGCUAGGUUGCCCAUCGGUUUAAGUGGUCCAUCUGGGGUUGCAGGAUCAUCAGGUCUUGGGCUAGGAUUGCCGGGUGUGGGGGCAGCAGCAGCAGCAGCGGCAGCAGCAGCAGUUGCGUCGGUUGCUACGUCAACAGCUGGUAGGGAGAAAAAUGUAGGAGGGAGUAUCACAUGUCACAUAUGUGCGAUGAUUCUUCCUUCCCCCCAUCACUUAGAGGAACACAUAAGAAUCCAUGAGGAGGAAAAGCCGUACAAGUGUGAUCAGUGUGGCCAGCGUUAUAAAUACCAGUCUGCUUUUCAACGUCAUCAGGAGCAGAACCACACUGCUAAGUUACCUGGUGAGAAGCCAUUCCGUUGUGAUGUAUGUGGUCAGUGUUUCAAGUAUCACAAGAGUUUUGCUAAACAUAGAACCAACCAUGAUGCUUUAGAUCGAAUCAUGAAAUCAGAGACUGAAGAGGGACGUCAAGUUCUGAAAAGUCUCCAAGAAUCCUACCUCCAUAGACUUCUUAUAAAUGAAUCCUCAAAGAGUGAAUCUGAAGCAUCAAUAACUUUAAAAGAAGAGUGCUUAGACCCACCCCCAGAGGAGGAUGCCGAUCGGCCGUCCACAUCCCAGCCCCCACCCACCACAUUUGGUGCUGCCCUUCUUCAAGCAGUUAACCGUGAAAAUGGCGUUAGAAAAUAUGAGGAGGGUGAAACUGAAGAUGGUGAAAUAGAUGGAGAAGAGGAGGAAGGUGAAGUAGAAGAAGAAGAAAAUAAAGGAAAAUUUGUUUAUUGUGUUAAGUGCAAGUUGACAUUCCGUGACGUGGCCAGUUUUGAAGGCCAUUGCCAGGGGUCAGCAGACUGUUCACUUGAUACUUUGCGUGAGGUACGUGUUAAUGAUGGGCCAGGUCUUUCAUGUCCACCAAGUAUAGCUUCUUCACCACAAGCUUCCCCUAGACAGUCACCAGGUUUUGCUUUUGCAGGACCUCCUCGCUCUCCCCUUCCAGCAUCGACCCCAUUGGCUUUACCCUCACCUCCUGCUACCACAACUCCUACUGGUGGCCUUCCUCCGUCCUCAUCUAUUGCAUUCAGCACAGCCACCGCCAAUAUUACCACUAUUACACCCGGGACCAGUACUCCCCCUGGCCCAAAUAACUUAUUCAAAUUUGAUUCAAGGGGAGCCCUCAUACUUCCGCAGCCACCUCUUCCUCCUGCUACAGAUGCACGGGUGGAUGAGGAACGCCCAUUCAAAUGCCAGUUCUGUCAGAAGGGUUUCAAAGGGCGUGAAAACUUGAAACUUCACAUUCGCACCCACACAGGAGAAAAGCCAUACAACUGUGGAGUGUGUGGAAAGGCUUUUGGAGGUCGCUCGGAUAUGAAUCGUCAUUUGCGUAUUCACACUGGGGAGAAACCUUACCCAUGCAAAGUGUGUGGAAAGAAGUUUGCCCGAGCUGAUUACCUCUCCAAGCACAUCACCACCCACCUUGGGAUCCCAUUCGCCAAGCCAGUGCAUAGUUUGCAGCAAAGUCUUCAAAAUUUAGAAAAUAUGCAAAACUUACAAAAUCUACAUAAGUUACAAAAUAGCAUGUCUACGAAUGAAUAAUACCAAAAUUUUCCCCAAAUAUUUAAAAAUAUAAAUUUUAUAUAUAUAUUUACAUUCUUAUAAUAAAUUAGUUAAUAUUGUAAGCACUUAAAGUGCCGCAUCUGCUUGUAAAGCAGUAAAAUCAAAGGUUUUGAACCAGUGACAGUAACUGUGUUACAUACCUAGUUUUUUUUCAAAUUUAGUAGGUAUUGAUAUUGUUGUCGUAUUUCUUAUUCUCUAAAGAGAUUAAAAUAAGUAGUUGCCAAGUUGCAGCAAGGGUGAGCAAGAUGCAGGGCACACAUUUGCAGCGUUGAGUAUCCUUGUGAUCUAGUCACUGCUUCACACCAUGUAUGAUGUGCUCACCAACAAUCGUUUUUCCAGCCCACUUAUACCAGAUAUCUUUGUUAUUAUUGAGAAUAUUAUCAUUAAUAUUAUCUUUUUAUUAGUGUUAUAGUGGAGUUAUUGUGCUCCCUUCUCCCAAUACAGUUUAUAUAUACAAUAUAUAUAUUUUUUCUUUUCUGGUUGCUCAGUAAUAAAUACUGGGCUUAUGAGGCUGAGAUCAUAGUACAAGGUAGGUUAGUGUGGGCAUGGGUUGUAUCCAGUGCCCUGCAGUAUUGCUCCCCCUUGUUCCCUCAUACCAACUACACCACCUACAUCACCCGGCCGCUUCCCAGUGCGACAUGACUGCCAAAAUCACCUCAUGCCUACCUGCAGUCCCCCAUUUUCUUUUUUAUAUUUUUCUCCUCUGAUUCACAAUUGGUUUUGUGAUGUAAAGCACUGGCAGGGAUUGACUUGAUGUGAAAGUGCAGGUAAAACUGAUGAUGAUGACAUGAGGUUGCCCUGCUAUGGUCAGUGUUAGGCAAUAGCUGUUCACAUAAGCCGCAAGUGUAUAACUAUGUACUGGACUAUUUUGCUGUGGAGGUCUCGGUCCUUCUAUACUGUCAUUGUGGUCUGGUGUUGCGGAGGUUGCCCGACCCAUUCCACCCACCUCAGGAGUACGCUGUGGUGCUAGUAUCCACAUCCUGUGGGCACCUACCUGAUUACAUACCCCUACAAUACCCUCCUCCAUACAGACUGGAAAUUACAAAUGUUACCAUAAUGGAGAAGGUAAUAUCCCAAUUGUAUGGAGGGGUUUGCUAGAUGAGUAAUCAUCAUCAGUUAGGGCAAUUGUGAGUGUGUAGGUGGGUAGUGGGUCGGGCUGGUGUUAGUUAUAACAGUCUGGCUCAUGACAUGCUGGCUGGACUCUAAACUGCUUGCUCGUAAUGUUGUCUUAUACAUUAAUAACAUUGAGCAUUUGUGCACUGAAUGGAAAGUUGUUGACUAAGUCAAUAUCAAAGUGAAAGCUGAGCUUCUUAAUGGCGUAAGUGACUGUUGAUUUUUUGUACCAUACCACAGAUGUGUCCCUAGUGUUACUGAUAGAAAUUAGGAAUAUUGUAGGUGAGCCUAGCUCAUUAAACUAGCUUUUAUAGUCCUCCACUCGUUGUUUCGUGUGUGCAUCACCAGUGACCGUAGAGGAGGCACGCGAGUCACAGCUCACACACCUAGGUUUUCCCUUCUUUUCCUCCUUCAAAUCACUUUUCUUAGUUCGACACUAUCCUUUCUUGUCUUUCAGUUAUAAAACUAUGUCAUGUUUGACAGGGCUACAUUUUCAGCCAAACUUUGCAUUCGCACAACCUGGAUGAAAUUAUAUUGAGUAUUCAUUUGAAGAUACUGUAUACUACAGUACUUUCCUUGAAGGAUAAGCAUACUGUACAACUUAUAAGUAAAGCUACAUACACUAGAGAUUGUAGAAUUGUAGUGCGUAUGUAAAGCAGUUAGAAGUAAAGUUGAACGAACCAAUGUCUGGCUGAGAUUGUGGUUGAUGAGCCUUGGCUCUUGAAAGAGUGCAAGUUUUAGUGAUGUAAGGUCAGCCAAGCUGCGACUAAGGACAGCAUGUUAGGAGGAGCUACACCACAUGCACACCUUGUUGGUCUGUGAUAUUGUGAAAAGCUUGUUGGGUUGCAUAAGCAGUACACCCAUGUCUCUUGUCCAGAAGGAAGUUUGUAUUAGGCUGAGAAUUCUAUAGAAUUCCUUUGUUAAUGAUGAUUAAUGUCUCCUGUUACCAAAAUGAGUCAUGUGAUGACAGAAAGUUGAUUGUUCUUUGUAGCAUUUGAAAUGCAAAAUCACUUUUCCUAGUUACUGAAAGGUAGUUUUUUAUUAUUGUUUGUUUAAUGAAGUGAGAAUGGUAUUUCCAAUAAUAUAGAAUGUGGCACCACAAAUCUUCAGGCAUCACUGCAUCACGAAGAGAGGUGGUAAUGUUUUCUCAUUAUUUUAUUCUUUUAGUCAUUAUUAGGAAAGUACAAUACUGUAUAACAAGAUGAUAUCGGUUGCAGAUCUCAACUAAUUUUUCCCUAUAGUGGUAAGCUGGUGAUAAGUAAAAGUGCCUUGCGACUUGUGAUAAAUUGUGGACGGAUGGGCUCCCGUGCCCUCUCACUUGAAAAUAAUUGCCAAGUUCCUGAAUACAUGGGGAUCAAUUACUGUAACUAUUUUAUUUUUCUGGCUUACUUUUCUAUGAAAAAUCAACCAUUUUCUUUUUUCUUGGGAUACUUCUUUGCUUUUUAAAUCGAUAGAACCUUGAUUUUCCAUAACCUGUUAGACACUUGGUGCUUGAUGUAUUGGUUGUGCCACAUUCUUGAAGGCAAUAUAGAACUGGUGACAUGAAAAGGUACUUUGUCACACGUGUAGGUAUAAUGUUUCCUAAAAAAGCAGAAUCCUUCAUGUUGUGAGGGUUAGAUUAUACUGUAUACAGUAUGUGAAUCAUUCUUUCUACUAGGGUUUUUUCUUGAGAGAAGAGACUCACAAACUCUCGGUCGUUCCAUGACAGGUAAAGUGAAUGAGGCCAUGAGGCAUCAGUCAGGUUAGCCACAGCCACAGCAGAGUGUAAUAUAACAGUUUAGCAACAUUGAUGUCUAGUGGUGUAACUACAAUGGCAACUUUCUUGAAACUAAUUUUGAGAUUCAGUUAAAUCUUAAAAAUUUCUUGAAUUUGGUCGUAAUGAGUAUUACAAAUAUGUUUGUGCAGUCAGACCACUGCUUACAGCAUUAGUGGUUUGGUGAAGCUUUCAUGUUCUGAUACAGACAUAGGCCUAUUGGCAUAGCCAAGAAAGAGUAGAAUGCUAAAGGAAGUUGUGUAAAGUGUAACUUUACCCAUACAGCCAAGGAUAAGCCACAGCAAACCCUCCACACUGUAACAUAAGGCUGAUGUGGCCGUCCCGGAAGCUGUCUUCAAUCCAGGCAAUUGGGACAUCAGUAGGACCAGCAUUAGUCUCUAAUAUUACUUUUUGUCUGAAUAUGAUGAUGAUGAUGAUGGCCCAAGAUAUUGCAGUACUUGUUGUUCAUUUUUAACUUUGAUUACUCUGUUACCCUCCCUUCACCCUUCCCCCAUCCCAGCGGACAAAGGAGGACUUUUAUAGAUGUCAUGUUAACGGUGUCUUUGACAGCUCUUACAGUAGUCCAAUCUGUGUGUGUGUAAUGAUGUCCCUCAGCACACUGGCCAAGUUCCUAUUGAUGUCUUAGUUUUUCCUGUUACGGUGUACAAAUCAAUUGGUGCAGAUGCCUCCACAGCAUCUGCAUUUCUUACAAGCUCAAGAGCACACACAGCCACAUUCAUCUCCUUUUUUCUCAUGUGCAAAUGAACCAUACUUAGGACUGCAGUUUGCAAACAAUAGGUUCACAGUGACUUGUGUGUUAAUGUCACGUCUGUCUAUACGCUGCCCUCGUCAUACAUAGAUUCCCUUUUGACAGCUUCUCGGGAUGCCCCCAUGAGGUGCAACAAACUCCACUUAAUAUGAGGACGCAACAGUGCCUCCACCAUGUGUUCAAAACCAGUGUAGUUAUUGCCACUCCUUCAACAUACUCCCCAUGCAGGAAGACAUUUUUUUAAUUUUCUUUUACUGGAAAGGCUAUUUAACUAUACGUAGUCUCAAACUUGAUCACAGCUAUAUCUGGCAUUGCAUUUUCCAAAAUUUAUCACUUACAUUCUGAGGUUUUGUCUAAAGCAAAAUUUAACAAUGAAAAAAAUAUUCUUGUUAUAUUAAAGAUCUGCCAAUUUUAUUGUGAGAAACAGCCUGCACAGGGGAAGAUUGUUUAAGGAAUUGCAAUUGCGUGCAAACUUGUACAAUAGUUAGUUGACAGCCAAGGAGGUGACUCAAGGAUCCCACUAUCAUCUCAUAUUAAGUUAGACUUUUAUUUUUUAUUCAAUCUGAUAUAAUAUGGACUACAGUAUAUAUUGUAUUAUAUACAGAAAUUUAUAAUAAUUACAUACGUAUUUGUGUAUGUGAGUGUGUAUGUAGUAUGUAUAUGAAUUGUAUAUUUAUGAAAAAUUAAUUGUGUACUUUCUAUACGUACAGUAUACAAAGAUGUAUGUAUGUUUUAUGUGAAAUGGUACCAUUACAUCCAUGAAACUGAGUUGUAAUGCCGAAUUCAGAUGAAUGUUACAGAUGAAACUUAAAUGUUCAAAUUUACAUGAGUAACAAUGUUAAAGAAUUUAUAGUAAUUCAUUGGAUUUCAGACUUCUGUAAUGCAUAUUUUUCUAUAUGUAUAUAUAUAUAUACACUAUAGUAUAUGUAUACAUACACAAACACAUGCACACACAUCCCGCCAGCCAAGAUUAAAACUGCCGUCAAUCAGCUGAUGGUGUCACUGUAUUGAGUCACAUCCACCUGCACCCGCCCCCAUAGGUCUAGAUCCGUGUCUAGUAUUUAUGAUGCCCGUGUCUGUGUUAAUCACCUGGUCCUGUGUUUCCACAGUAAACCAGUGUGUGUACAACGUGUCAGUUUUGUUUUUUCUUAUUUCCUCGUGUUGCUUCAGUGACCUAUUCAGGAUUUUUUUUUACAUUAUUGAUUCAGUAAGCACCAGUUCAGAUUCUGAUUCUCAAACUGUAGCAACCCAUUUUUUAGUGUACUUGUAGACUGAUCAAAAAUUUUUAAAGUUUUAAGUGUCUGGUAGGACAGCGACCAUGUUAGUAUUAAGGUUCUAAACACUGUAAUACUGUACUGUAUUUGAAAAUUAUGGGAAACGAUGUGUAUCUCCUUUGUAAUUAUCUGUAUGACUCAUGAAAACUGUAGAUAAUGCAUAGAUUACAUAAAUUAUAUAUUCAUUGUACUGUAUGAUAGAUGACCACAUUAAUCACUAUUUUGGAAGCAAGUGCUACUGAGGGCUUCAUUGUGUUCUUAAAGUUGUAGAGAUUGCUCGUGUUAAAUUUACUAGGGUAAAAGUUUUUAAUUUAUAUGAAAUGGAUUGCAAAUGUGCCAAAAGGCAUUUAUUAUAGGCACUUGCAUUUACACUUAAUUUGUAAUAAAUGGUCUUUUGUGUAUUUGUCUUUUUUACAAUAAUGAUUAAUUUAUGAGUGAAAUAAUGGUGAUCAGUCAUAAUUUUUUUUUUUUUAUCUAAAGUUAGUAUGGUUGCUACAACUCAAAUGCUGCUCACGAGCCGUGUCAGGUGCGGACAAAGGCUGUGUUCAUGAUUGUGACGUAUUAAGCACUUUUGGGCAUUUCCUGGGUAUUUUGUGAAGGUUACUUUUCCUGUUAGAUUUAUAUAGAAAUAACCUUGCAGUUAAAGUGCCCAAGGUUCAUAAUUGUUAAUAUUGUCACAUUUUAAUGGAGUGUUUAUCUAGACUGGAACCAGACGUGAAUUCUGCCAGUAACAUAAAUGGCAUUAUUGUGUAUUGCUUUUAAGAUGAACUCAAAAUGUAACAAUUGUAACACUCUAUUGUAUGUGAACACAGAUUAAAUCUUACCUCACUGUCAAACUCCCAGUAACAGAGGCAAAUUUAUAGCCUGGCUAAUGGACCCACUGCAGUAUAUGUUUCUUUUACAUAAAGUAUUUUUCUCUAAUUUGCGGGCAAAUUUUUCUCAUAACAGUUAUAAAUGAGGAUUGACAGAAAACAAAUGUCCUUUUUGAGAAUCUUAUCCAUUGUCUGUUAUUACUCAUACAUUUUGGGUUAUCGAACUGCAGCUGAUGAAAUGGCUCUUGGGCAAAAGCCUCUGCCAGUAACCUGUGACCUGAUACACCACCACAAAGCUAUAUAUAUAUAUAAUAUAUAUAUAAAGAUAUAUGUAUUGAUCUGAAAAGUCAUUUGAAGGUUGUCGUCUCUUUAAAUACAUUUUCUUCACAUAAUUUACUUCACUUUUAUCCAGUAAUUUGUGAGGGUGUAGGCAGACUCAUUAAAUCCAACCAUCACAGCAAUUCUAAUUGUACUGUUUAUUGUCAGGUCGCCAACAACAAAGUAUGUUCCUACAUGGUACACUUUAGUGUGACUAAAAAGUGCCUCUUCUCCGUACUUUUCAAGUAUUAAUAAAGGCAUCUUGUACACCUAAA